AUGCGUCUGGGGCUACUGGCCGCGUGCCUCUUGUCAACUGCCACAAUGGCUCUUGCACAGAGUGAUGGUUGGACGGUUAGUGAUGGUUGGACGGCUAGUGAUGAUUGGACGGCUAGUGAUGGUUGGACAGAUGGUCGGACGAGCCCCUCGCCUAGCCCCUCUCAAAAUUCUUCUUCUUCAUUGGGUUGUGGUUGUAGUUAUCCAGGAUUGUGGUUGGAUGUGAUCCUCGUUGCUGAUUCCUCGUCCUCAAUGACUCAAGCUGGUCUUCAAACAUUGCUCAGUUACAUCGCUACUGCUUCAUUACAAAUGAGCAUUGGGCAACAAGUUGGACAGGUAUCUCGGCUGGGUAUUGUCACCUAUUCGGAUACCGCUACUUUGCGUUAUGCACUCACCGAUUUCAAAAACACAGAUGAUAUUAUCAACGCUGUCUUCAACGUUAGACUUGAAGGAAAUGGUGGAAGUAACAUUGAAGAUGGAAUUCGCGUGGCUCUAAACGAGUUCGAAAAGAACGGAAAAGGCAAUUAUUCAAACCGCAAAAAGGUGAUCAUCAUCGCAGCUUCGCACUACGAACCGGGAGGUUCGACUGACCCUCAACAAGCAGCUGCCACUUUCCGUGGAAAUGGUGGAAUCAUCAUUACUAUUGAAUACGUUCAAAACCAUGGAACGACAGUACCAAUUCUCGACAGUUUGGCUUCCAACUGCUCGCAACUUUCAAACAGAAAUGAGGACCUUCGUGCUUCCGAUCUUCUCGACAAAUUCUGUCAAGCUAAUUGCUUCUGCUCUGCCAACUGGGAUCCUUAUUCACUCGAUUCAAAGUGCUACACUCCAGACAAUGGAUGCUAUUCUCCAGUAACCAUCCCAGCUGCAUGGCCCCUUGCUCAAAGAUAUUGUGCUAUGCAAAACAAUGCAACACUUCCAACUGUUUGUGAUGGACCAAAAGCAAUUUUCAUGACUUCGCUGCUCAAGAACCGCAAUGAGGCUCAAUGGACGGGACUUUCAAGAAGCUCCAACGGGCAGUUCACUUGGGACGAUAAGACUCCAUAUGCUAAUUGCUACCCCGAUACCAAUCCAAAAUGGUUGAACGGAACGGCCACAAAUGGACAAGCCGUUGCUCAACUCAACCCAAGUGGAUUUGUCAAUGGAUUCUUUGGUGCUCCUCAGUUCACGGAUUAUCUCUACACUUGCCAGAACUCUCCUUGCAGCAGCACACUCUAUUGCUCU
Molecule: messenger RNA, 1221 nt
Organism: Mesorhabditis belari
Lineage: Eukaryota; Metazoa; Nematoda; Chromadorea; Rhabditida; Rhabditidae
Source: the annotation of a GenBank genome assembly